AUGGCUUCAUUCGGCGAUGCGACACUCCCCUCUACGCGCCGUACACGCAAGUCCAUCGGCGCGACCACAUCGUCGAGAAAGAAUGGCGACAAGGAGAAUGCGACCAUCGACGUCGGAAGUACCCUUGCGGAGAGCAGGAAGAAGUCGCGUAGCAAGAGUAUUGGCCCUGGAGGUCUGGACGCCCUGAAAAGUGCAAAUGGGAACCGCAGAGCUUCUUUAGCUGUGCCUUCACGGCCUCCGCCACGUUCUAUCUUGAAGCCCACAAUGCCCUUACUACCCGAGAUUCCACCACAUCGAAAGCGCGCAUCUGACCUUAUCGAUCUUGGUCCGCCGCGGUCAAGCACCCCAACGACUACAGGCAGUACCGACCCUACAGGCUCAGGCUCCAAGAUUGCCUUGCGCACCGAGGAAGAGCAGCAACAAGCAGCUAAGGAGCGCGAGCGCAGAGACGCAAGACGUAAAUCUCUCGCAAAUCGCAGAGUAUCUUUUGCCGCGGAGGCAACCCUUCACACUUUCCAUGAAAUCGAUUUCAUGCAAGACCCGAAUACAUCAACAAACAAGUCGCGCCGCAGAUCCUCUACCUCAGCCCCGCAGAAUGAAGAGCCGACGGAGCGGCCAUCAACCCCGCCUGAGCAGGAUGACGAUAUCGUACCGCAGUCACCCGACAACCAGAGAGAACUACAUCAGAAGAAGCGCAGGAGGAGCUCCACCGCGCCGCUCAUGGAAUUUUCCGAUGAGGAGCAAGAUACCAUGGCCACAGGUUUCAGCUCCGACUCUGAGCCAGCGGAUGCCGUCGAGGAAGUUGCAGAUGACGAUGAGGAGGAAGCGUCUGAUUCGAAUAGCGACUCCGACGAUGAUGAUGGCACGAUGAUGACCGUCGACGACCACGAAGUUACCAGCGCCUCAGUCAUGUCCAGCCGGACAACAGCAUCGGAUGACGAUAAUGACAGUUUGGAUGAGGCACUCCGCACAGCUGCUCGGCAGGCUGGCACACAAAGGCUCGGUUUCGAUGAUAGUGAUGACGAAGAAGUCAUUCCCUCUUUUGGUUGGAUCAAGAAGAGCAAGCCUGAAGAUGAUGCAUCGCAAGGUCAAGAGAACACUGCCCCUCCCCCGCCCGUCCAUAAUAGCCCGCCCCAGAAUGAGGAUGGAGAUGAUCUGGACAUGGACAUGGAAAUGGAUAUGACUGCUGCCGUCGGAGGCAUCCUCGGUAAACCAGCCGGCGACAUCGAACCAGACGAAGAGAUGUCCAUGGAUGUUACCAGAGUACUUGGCGGCAUUCUCUCUCGAAAUACCAAAACACCCGCUGAGAAUGACGUGGAGGACCAGACCAUGGAGUUCACCACAGCCGUCGGUGCCAUUCGCGAUUCCAACGCCGAUGACGAUCUUUUCGACGACACUGGGGUGGAAAACGAGGAUAUGUCUAUGGAAUUCACGAGUGCCAUUGGUGGUCUUCUACCAUCACAUCCCAAGAACGAUGCCACCCAGAAGCGCCGUAGGACAAUGACAUCCCGCGAGAACCCAGAGGAGGCAACGAUGGACAUGGAUAUGACUGUCGGUGUUGGUCGCAUACUGCCAUUGGCGGAUGCGACUAUCCACGGAGGAGACGCGACGAUGGGCAUGGACAUGACUAUCCCGGUCGGCCGUAUCCUGUCUUCACAGGACGACACAUUGAACGAACUGACGACGCCAAUGGACAUGACGCUCCCUGUUGGCCGGAUUCUGCCCUCUUCCCAAGUGUCUGACCAAGAUGAAGCAACUAUGGGCAUGGACAUGACCAUGGCAAUCGGAGGCAUCAUUCAGCCAUCACAACCUCCAGAGUCUCGCCUCGCCGCCAAGAAACUCAUGGAAGCGGAAGUGGAUAAGCCAGACACCCCUACCAAGUCCAUGUCCGCAAAGCCUGCGUCACCUGCCAAGAAGCUAGCUGCCUCGGCCAAGAGACACUCAGUUGCAGGGUCAGAAAAUGCAAGCAGUCCUGGGUUUAACCCUUUCCACGGCAGAGGCCUUCGUCAGAGCAUGCCGGGUACAGGCUCAAUGUCAGAAUCACCGGCUAGAACCAGAGCUAGUACCAGAACACCAAGCCCGCCAAAGUCUGUCGCUCCUUCACACGCCGCUGCUGGAACACCGCUCGACAGUUCUCCAGUCAAGACGCCCCAAUCGGUAAAGAAGCCUGCUCGCUCGAAGUCAAAAUCUCCAACUAGAAAGCCUGCAACUCCUUCUCCUGAGAAGACCGCUACUCGGUUGAAUAUCUUCCAGCAAGAUCCAGCUACCGGCGCGAGGACGCCAACCUUUGUUUUGACACCGCAAACCCGAAGGCACUCCGGCAUCGGCGCGGACAAGCCGGGCCUCGGGUCACCCCGUGUUGCUGCGCUCCUUGACCGAAGGGGAUCUCUCGGUGAGACAGUCCAGGAGUUCGUUCCCGGUAAGGUCCGUGGUGUAGCCUUUGCUAAACCACAGAUCAUUGAGGAUGAAAUCGAUAGAGCCCGCCAAGAAGAGGAAGACAAAGAAAACGGCAGAAAAAUUCUUGAGCGUGAAGCGGAUGGUGGCGAAAACGAAAAGGACGCGACCUUGAACUUGAGGGAGAUGAUUGAAAGCUUGAGCCCUCAGAAGAAGCGCCUGCAAAGCCGAAAAAGUCUUCACGUCGGAAGUGCACGGGGACUACUUGGCAAGCGGCCUGCCGAGCUCGAUGACGAGGAGGAUAGUGAAGACCGCGACGGUAUCAAGAGACUCAAAGGCCAUCAAGGCAGCCCGGUGAAGAAUGUCAAGCUGCAGCAGCCUCCCAGUAAGGCAGAGACUACCGGUCGCAGAUUGACACGAUCUGCCAGGAAAAGCAUGGAGGAAAAUGCUGCAGGGGAAGCGACGCCCACUCAUUCUGAGUCGCCUCAGAAGUCUGCAAGCUCGGCAAAGUCACCAAAGGGGCACGCUCGAUUCAGGGAUGUCGAGGAAGACACUGUCCCGCACCCAAUGAACCUUGAGGGCUCUCCUACUCGAGACGAAUCUGAAAUCAUUGACGACGAUGCUGAGGAGCGGAUUCACCUGCAGGACUUCCUCAACAUGACCUCAAUUCGCUUCAUGGAGCUCACAACCACCAAACGACGUCACACGCAAGCUCCUGAUAUGUUCAAGGACUUUGGUGGCAAGGAGGAUUUAUCACUGGAGAACUGCGUCGUCGCCGGUGCAUGCACAGUACCUAUGCUUGAGCUCUACCAGCAUUCGUGCCGCGAACUCAAGAAGUACAUCUCUGAGGGCCGUCGAAUCGUUCGCGAGAUUGAGUCCGAGACAUUUGAGGAGAAUCCGCCCUUGUUCCGAGAAUACAUGUCAGCAUCGCCUGAUUUCAAGAACAUCCUGGACAAUCAGUUCAAGAACGGAAAAACUCAUGCUCGUCUCGAGAGCAAGGCGAUGUGGUACGAGUGGCGAAUGAAGCUCCAGGAGGGCCUGAGGGAGGGUCUUGUCAGGAUCGCUGAGGGCAUAGCCGUCGACGACAAGGUACUCCAGCAACAGCAAAAAUUGCUCUCUUCCGUCUUGCCUGCAAUUGUGUCGCGUUUCGAGGUCCUUGAACAAGAGCACAAGAACCUGCGGGCUGUUGCAGAGGAGCUUGCCGAUUGCGAUCCGGAAGAGCUGGAGACCGCCAGAUCCGACUUGGCCGCGCUUGACAACGAUGUCCAAGAAAAGACUCGGCGGGUUGAGGAGCUCCGAAAGCAGCUGCAAGAGGCGGAACAAGACGUCGAGCAACUUGCGCAAGAGAAGCAACAAUGCCACGAGGACAUCAAGGAGGCUGAAAAGAUCCGUGAGGAAUGCCGAGGUUGGUCGAUCAGCGAGAUCAGUGCGCUCAAGGGUAAGUUCUUUUUGUCGUACACGAAGAAGUUUGACCCCACCAAGACUGACAUGUCUGCAGCUCGAGUGGAUUCUCUUGAAAAGCAGCACGGUUGGGCUGUGACUGGGGUUUCCGGAAGCACCGUCUCAAUGACUUAUCGCCGCGAGAUUGAGCUGGUGUUCGACAUGGCGUCCUUCCAGCGCGGCCAGAAGAACUCGCGCAUUGACCUGUGGUACAUUGCCGCAAACCGCGAGAAUAACCCCCUGCCCUCAACGCCGGAAAAGGAAUUUUUCCUACAAUGCAUCCGGGACCACAUCCGUGGCUUGCCGCAGAGCCGCACUAAAAUUGCGGACCUCCUCCACAUGGUUCAUGUCGCGUGGGACAAGUCUAAUUCCACUUCCAACCAAAUUCGCCGGCUUAACGUCACCUUCCCCACGGUUGUCUCCCGGACUUCGGAUUCAUCCAUCGCAGUCAGGUCUUCGCUUCUUCUGCCGCCGAUUGAGACCAAGGUAGUGAUUGCCCUGGAGAUUCACGGAGUGAGCAAGCCUGACGGGAUCGACUUCACUCUGAAGCCCGAAGCAAAUGUUGUUUAUGGAGAGCACUUCAACACUGGCAAGAUGGCUGAGUUCUUGAACACCCACUUGGGCGAAGGGGCAUUAUCGCAAGAGGAGAGCGUGCCCUCGUGGAUUGAUGUUGUUGUUGACCUGCAUGAGAGGCUCUUGGCGAGAGGGAGGAAGCAAGGUUGA
Molecule: messenger RNA, 4557 nt
Organism: Colletotrichum lupini
Lineage: Eukaryota; Fungi; Ascomycota; Sordariomycetes; Glomerellales; Glomerellaceae
Product: Spc7 kinetochore protein
Exons: 2
Coding region: 1-4557 (1518 amino acids)
Biological process (GO): protein localization to kinetochore; mitotic sister chromatid biorientation; mitotic spindle assembly checkpoint signaling
Source: RefSeq, a predicted model, not a curated record